This is a messenger RNA of Zootermopsis nevadensis, 1258 nucleotides long. Lineage: Eukaryota; Metazoa; Arthropoda; Insecta; Blattodea; Termopsidae. The record is from RefSeq and is a predicted model, not a curated record.
CAUAUUAAUACUAAUAAUAAUUAAAUUUAGUCGAAUGAUAAGCGCCUACAAGCCAAAUUCCCUAUACGCUGUACCCUACAAAAGUUGGUACCCCUGCAUGGACUUCUUUUAAACCUCCACAGGAUAUGAACUUAUGGCCCACGUUACGACGAUUACAGCAGUAUUAAAUGGCUCAGUUUUACAGGGGCUGUAUGUGAAAUCGGAGUCCAAUAUGAACAUCGAAAAUGAAAAAAUACGCAAAAAUUUCGCGGGAGAGCCUUGGGUAGUUCCUCUUCAUGCGCAGAAUCACCCAGAGACCACACGUCGGAGGUCCUCACAACGAAGUCCUGGGUUGCAGGCGGACUUGAUGCCCAUAUUACAGUUGAUUAGGAUGAUGGGGAUACUGCCCAUUAAUUUCCAGCCAAACGGAGAAGUUGAUUUCAAAUUACUCUCAUGGAUCACGUUGUACUCCGUACUGAUACAAGGCAUUAUCGUGGUUACUACAGUCAUUACUCUGAAAGAGAGGUUAGGGAAAUUGGCGGAUGACAGCGCAGACUUUAAAGAAAACGUCCUUGAGAUCAGCUGCAGUCUGUGUUUCUUUCCAGCCUUCCUGGGCUUGAUCAACCAUCUUCCAGAAAGUGGAAAGAAGGCGAGAUUCUUCAAGGACUGGGGUAACCUAGAGGUAACGCGUAUAAUUAUUAUUUCGUAUUGUAUCAGCUUUUGAAAUUCGCUUGUACUUCAAAAGCAAACCAACAUUGCAGAGAAUUGCAAAUGACACGACAGCUUUAAUAUCUGUGAUGGUGAAGUGUUUUCUUUGAGGUACGGACUGAAUUAUUAAAUAUAAUUUGGAGAACUUCGGCUCCAAAAAGGUAAUAAUUUAAAAUAUAAACGGUUGCGUAAAUGCGAAGAAGAAAUUCAAGCAGACCUUACACGGAUGUAACAUUUAUAUGUAUUAUGUGCAAUCCGUAAUAUACUAAGCUACGCGACACGCGAAUAUGGCGCCAUUUUACACCUGUUUCUGCUCUGAUAAUGAAGAAAAUUGUCCAAAAAAAGAUCGUAUUUUGUGUGUUUAACUUAGAAGUUAACAUCGUUGGCUGUGGAGUCCUUUUUGGGUUAAGACAGCUUAAACGUGAACCUGAUGUCCCACUUCGGUUUAAUGCCGAUGUUCAGAAAACGUGAAGUCUCACUGAUAUUUGUCUCAUACGUCGUCGUUGAUCUUGCAGAGGGAGUUCCGUCGUGUGGCGGACCGAGACCUGCUGAUAUGGCUGGGCAGGAAGAU